Messenger RNA from Drosophila hydei, 1715 nucleotides. Its product is annotated as transcription termination factor 2-like. Bases 144 to 1703 code for a protein of 519 amino acids. The transcript is spliced from 4 exons. NCBI's taxonomy places the organism in Eukaryota, Metazoa, Arthropoda, Insecta, Diptera, Drosophilidae. The record is from RefSeq and is a predicted model, not a curated record. Gene Ontology annotation, molecular function: ATP-dependent chromatin remodeler activity; ATP binding.
UGAUAACUGGAAUGUGCAAUUCUUAUUAGUAUAUACAUAUAUAUAAUAUACAUGUAUCUGAGAUACCAUUCGUGCUUGUGUUUUCCCCAACAGUACACAUCCGCAAUUGUUCUCUGCCUAACUAAUUGUUUGACUAAGUUAAAAUGCCUCCAAAUUGGGGUGAUUCGUUAUUUAUAAGGCACAACCAGGAAGUGAUCGAGGAGCUGAAUAACUCAUCAGUCGGAAGUUCGAUUUUAACCAGAAGAAUAUCCAGCGUCAAUGUGGAACUAAACGAGUAUCAUAUACAUGCCCUCGCUUGGAUGGACAUGUGCGAGAGGGAGAGCCCAUUUGGUGGCAUCCUAGCCGAUGAGAGGGGAUUGGACAAUACGUUGACUAUUAUUGCCUGGUUGCUUAUAAAGAAAGAAGAGAAUCAGAAAGCCGAAGCUUCAGAAUAUAAUGCCGAAACUCUGAUAAUAUGUGAAAAAACUGUCCUGGACCAAUGGAUAAAGCGAAUUACAGAUGUGGUAGGUGAUCGGCUGAACGUCUACAAGUUCUAUGACAGAGACCGAGACAUCAAUAGUAUCUACGGCAAAGACAUUGUGAUCACCACCUAUAAAACCGUGACGUAUGAUCGGAAAGCAAACAACCGCCUCUUUGCAAUCAAUUGGCGUCGGCUCGUCUUGGAUGAUGCCAAAGCCAUAAAAAAUACGAGAUCGCAACUUUCAAUAUCAAUAAGCGCUUUGCGGAGCCGUUCUCGUUGGGCUGUGACUGGGGCUCCAAUACAGAAUAGUGAAAAUGAUUUUAAGGCAUUGCUCAGUUUUGUGUGCCGCGAUCCCAUAGUGACGGAUAGACGCUUGUGCUUAAGGCGUACAAUAUCUGAUCUUCAGAGAAAUGGACAACUUCAACAAUUUCCACAGAUAAGACGUGAGGAAAUUAGAAUAAAACUUAAUGUUAACGAAAGGAUAUUGUAUGACAAAGUUCGUGACAAAUUGAAUCAAGAAGGUGAGGGGAGUUCCAUCAUAGACGUUGUCCAGGUGAAAGAACUUCAACUGCUGUGCUCUCAUCCAUAUCUAAUCCGAUCACUCAAAAUAAUUCAACAGGAUAUGUCCGGUACACAAGGCAAUUUCGACGCCAGCGACACCUCCGAUGAUAAUGUCCUAAGCCUGAAAAAUCCAAUCUUUCGCCUCGACUAUGUAUCAACGAAAAUUCGAAAAGCUAUUGAAACUAUCAAUCAAUGCGUACUGCAUACAAAUAGCAAAAUCAUUGUUGCAUCGCAAUCGACAAAGCUGCUGGAUAUAUUGAAAUUUCAUUUAGGUACCGACAGCAACAGGCAACUGGAGAUCAUGAUGCUAACUGGCAUAACACCGCAAAAAAAUAUCAGUAAGAUCGUUAGAGAUUUUAACGAAUCCCUUCGGCCUUGCGUUCUGCUGCUCUCGUCGAAGUUGGCAGAAAGUAAUUUAAAUUUAGACGGAGCCAAAUAUCUGAUGAAUAUGGACUUGCACUGGAAUUCGAACCUGGAAGUGGAAAGUCUCAUCUAUCGACUGAGCCAGGAAAAUGAAAGAGUCGUCUUCUAUCAGUUUGUGUGCUUGAGCUCGGUGGAUGACCGCCUUCAACAGGUGCAGCAAAGCAAAUUUCGUUUGGCUUAUAAUUAUUUAAGAUCGCGCACUAUUUCAAGAGUUCGAAGAGUUAUUGAAUUUUUCCAUAACUUCUUCCUGCAACUAUAAUAUUUUAGAAUU